This is a messenger RNA of Argentina anserina (silverweed cinquefoil), 603 nucleotides long. Its product is annotated as pheromone-processing carboxypeptidase KEX1-like. Bases 1 to 603 code for a protein of 200 amino acids. The transcript is spliced from 3 exons. NCBI's taxonomy places the organism in Eukaryota, Viridiplantae, Streptophyta, Magnoliopsida, Rosales, Rosaceae. The record is from RefSeq and is a predicted model, not a curated record.
AUGGAAAAAGGAGGAAGAAACAAGUCCAAAAUCCAUAAUGAUGAUGAUCAAGACUUUGACGAAUGGAGGACCAAGCAGAAGCACAACCGCCAGCAAGGUGUGACAGGAGGUGUGACAGUAGGUGUGACAGGACGUGUGACAGAUGUUGUGACAGUUUGUGUGACAGAUGUUGUGACAGAUGUUGUGACAGUAGGUGUGACAGUAUGUGUGACAGAUGGUGUGAUCGACGUUGUGACAGUGGGUGUGACAGUAGUUCUGGUUGCAUUUGUUAGUGAUUCAAAACGUAAAAACCCAUCAAGCAAGAAAAACACAACUCUAAAAAGGCGGAAAAUUAGCAAGGAGGAAGUAAAAAGGAAGAGAAAGAGGGAAGAGUCUGAAGAGAGUGACGAUGAAACACAAACAGACAAUGAAAUAAGUGCAGAUGACACUGAGAAUGACAGUGAGGAUAGUCAUGAUUCCAACAAUGAAGAGGAAAACAAAGACAACAGUGGUGGGAGUGACGAUGACAAUGACAAUGAUGACGACGAUGAUGAUGACAAUGACGGUGAAGAUGAUGAUGAGAGUAGCAACAGUAGCAAUGCGGAGGAGGAGAUUCCUCGAUAG